GAAGCCAGAUAAAAUAGUAUUGUUUUGAUUAUGCACUUGUCCCCAAUUAUAAUUAAAAAGAUUACAAGGAAAAGUGCAACACAACCGCCUUAUCCUCAUGGCCAUAUAGUAAAAGGAGUGUUUACUGGCAUUUCCGUUGAAGUAUAUGAUUCAGACAGCAUUAGGCGAAUUUAUGAGAAAGGAUGCUAUGGAAAGGGUAACAAAUCUAGGGGUGCCUCAAGCGUAGUCACAAAAAAUGCAGCACAUGAUACCGAAUGCCUUACGUUGGAGUUAGAAGAGUCGUGCUUUUUGUCAUACUUUUUGGGAGUCUUAUGCAUACACAAUCGUGCUUUUUGUCAUACUUUUUGGGAGUCUUAUGCAUACACAAGCAAAGAUAAUAAAUCGGAAUUUUUGGAAAGCCUUGCCGCCUACAUGUAUCUAAAAGCCAAGGGAUGUCUAAUAAAGAGUGGAAUUAAAUUUGGCGGCGAUUUUUGUAAGUAUUUGAUUCAUAUGUAAUACGGUGUUUACGAGGCAAUUUUACAGGCAACUUGUAUGGCCCUAUUAAGUAUGACGACAGAUGUAUAGUUGCUGGUUUGGUAGACAGCCUACUUUGCACGAAAACCAGAAAAAAAAACAAAUAGGUGGGUCUAGAGGAGGGCUUUUUGAUUCUAAAGCAAGGGUGGCCAUUUCAUAGGCACGCGUGCCAAAUUUUUCUCUUCUGCUUUUACACGUACACGGGGGAAAAACUGCGCUGCUUUCACACAUACAUGAGCAUACGCUAUGAAUCAGUGAUGUCGACAAUUAUGGCUUUGCUCUGAUCGUGCCCAAUUGAUGCGAAAUUUUCAAGCAAUCAAGUCGCUGCAAGACACGGUAAAAAUGUUUAAUAUGGAUUCGGAUCACGGUGGAAUAAUAAUAAGGUGUUGUCAGUAGCGACGUGUUUGUUGUAAUUUUGACAAAAUCAGUACGCUUAUUUCCAAUGAUGCCUACUAACAUAUUUAUACCACAAAACUUAAGGAAAAUAGUACUAGAACUACUCCUAUUGCCGCCGAUAAGUAAAGCUGAGUAGUGUAGUUCCUAUGUUAUUAUGUAACUUAUGUAUGUUAAAUAAGUAUUUCUGCUGUGCUCAAAAAUAAUGACAUCUCUUUUCUGUUUUGUACUAUUAAGCAUAUGUUUGUUAAAGAUAAUGUAUAAUGCAUAUAUUUAAAUACACACACACAUCAUGUACACUUUGAUUUACAUAGGAAUCCAGCCUAACGGUCCUCAUCAAAUUCUAUAUCACGUCAUGUCGUAGAAAAAGUGAAAAUAUUUGAAGUUGUACAGCCCAGCAGAAAAGACGCAGAA
This is a messenger RNA of Rhagoletis pomonella (apple maggot), 1320 nucleotides long. RefSeq lists its product as uncharacterized. NCBI's taxonomy places the organism in Eukaryota, Metazoa, Arthropoda, Insecta, Diptera, Tephritidae. Gene Ontology annotation, molecular function: tRNA-intron lyase activity; nucleic acid binding. Bases 31 to 495 code for a protein of 154 amino acids. The record is from RefSeq and is a predicted model, not a curated record. Gene Ontology annotation, cellular component: tRNA-intron endonuclease complex. Gene Ontology annotation, biological process: tRNA-type intron splice site recognition and cleavage; tRNA splicing, via endonucleolytic cleavage and ligation. The transcript is spliced from 2 exons.